GGAUGUGUACUUAGGUUUUUCUGACUCCCAAAACAGCUGUCUAUCCCCUACACCAAGAUGCCUCCCAUGCAAAGAAUAAACACAGAAUAAAGAGAGAUGGUACCCUUUCCUAAAGUAUCUAAGAAAUUAUGAAAAUGGCAUAUUUCCCAGACCAUUCUGUGCUAAGUCGUCUUAUAGCUGUCCUCUUUCUUCAACUGCUUACGAUGAUCUCAGCUCAUUUUACUGUGGUUGCACAUGCUGAGCCUCUCCUGGCCAUGGUGGGAGAAGAUGCCAUAUUACAUUGUCAUCUCUUCCCCAAGAAAAGUGCUGAGCAAAUGGAGGUGAGGUGGUUCCGUUCCCAGUUCUCUCCAGCUGUGUAUGUGUAUAAAAAUGGGAAAGAAAGAGAUGAAGAACAGAUGGAAGAAUAUCGAGGCAGAACAACAUUUGUGAGAGAUAAUAUCAAAGAUGGAAGUGUUGCUCUGAAAAUACACAAUGUCACCGCUUUUGAAAAUGGAAGGUAUCACUGCUAUUUCCAAGAAGGUAGAUCAUAUGAAGAUGCCUUUAUAGACUUGAAAGUGGCAAGUAUGGGCUCAGAUCCCUUCAUUAAAAUUAUAGCUUAUGAAUAUGGAUGGAUACAACUAGAAUGUUCAUCAGCUGGAUGGUACCCACAGCCUUGGGUAGAGUGGAGAAAUCUUCUGGAAGAGACGAUUCCAUCCCUGGAGGAAAGUCUGGCUCCCAGUGAAGACGGGCUGUUUGUUGUGACGUUGUCUGUGAUUAUCACAGAUCACACAGUGGUUAGUGUGUUCUGUUCCAUUCAAAACCCCCUUCUCAGCCAGGAGUUGUUGACAAUGAUGUCUAUACCAGAAACUGUUUGGAUUUCGACUUCCAUGCCCUCUGAGAGCCCCUCCAAGCUCCCAGACCCCAAAUCUCCUGGACCUGAAAAGAUCUCUACCUGGAUAGUUGCGCUUGCUGUGGCCUUGCCUGCUCUUGGACUUUUUGUUGCUUGCAGUAUUUAUUUCAUAUGGAAACGACACAGGAGGAAAAAGAUACUGUUUAUAGAAAAAGAAAUUGAAUGUGAAGGAAAAGAGAGAGAAUAUGAUGAAAAGGGGCAAGAACAUAUGGGAAAAAAGAGAGAAUGCAACCUGACAGGACGGAGAAGGACCCAGUUACAUGCUGCUGAUGUGACUCUGGAUCAAAACACAGCUCAUCCUGAACUGUACCUCUCUCGAGAUUUGAGAAGUGUGAUACGUGGGGACACAAGGCAAGAUCUACCUGACAACCCGGAGAGAUUUGACUGUAGACCCUGCGUCCUUGGCCGUGAGAGCUUCAACUCAGGGAGGCAUUACUGGGAAGUGGAGGUGGCAGAUGUCAUGGUAUGGGCUCUUGGAGUCUGCAGAGAAAAUUCUGAGAGAAAGGGGGAGGGCCUACUGAUACCUCAAAAUGGAUUCUGGGUCAUUGAAUUGUUUGGAAAUAGAUACCAAGCCCUUACCUCCCCUGAUAUUCUUCUCCCUUUGCCUGACCACCUCCACCGGGUAGGAAUUUUCUUGGACUAUGAGGCUGGAGAUGUGUCUUUCUACAAUAUGAUUGACCGAUCCCACAUCUAUACUUGCCCCCAUACCUCUUUCUCUGGACCCCUCAGGCCUUUCUUCAGGCUUGGGUCUGAUGACAACCCUUUGGUCAUCUGCCCAGCAUUCACUGGAGCUGAGGGAGUCACUGUCCCAGAGAGUGGCCUAAUCCUUUAUAGGAGACCCCAUUGACCCAUUGAUGGGGUCAUCCUGAGAAGGAGUUCAUAGGCUUCACCAUUUUUCUGGGGGAAAAAAUAGUUUAAGAAUCACUACCCUAAAACUGUCAAUCCUACAUCUGUUACUUUCACAUCUAAACUAGAAAAAACCAUCUACAUUUGUUGCCUUCACUUUCUCAUCUUCCACUCUGUUCUCAACCCUUUGGUUUAGACCCCAUCAUUCUAUUAAAAUUUCUACCUCCACAGUUAUCAGUGCUCUUUUUGUAAACUCUCUUUCCAAUGUGUUUCUUAUGGAGACUGUUAGAGUCUCUUUAAGAGCAAGAUAAGAACUCAGAUAGUGUUACAGUAACUUUAAGAGCUAAGGAAAGGCAGGCUGACAGUUGGGGGUGACAACUGAAAAACGGUUCCCUUUGUGUGGAGUAAAGGAAAAGGUGGCUGAGUUAUAAACUCCUAGGCACUAGUAGAACAUCAGUGAUUCUUAUUCUCAUCCUCCAGGAUUUCUUGGCCACACAUCCACAAAAGCCCCAGCCAGAUCUUAAUCUUGGGAAGAAGAAGGACUAGCCCCGACCUGUCAGAGAGCCAGCUAACUGUAGAAGGGAAUGAGAAAAGAGCUCCAGUAUCCUAUAGCUCUUUCUUGACACCUUUCAUAUGCAUUUAUCUGGCACCAUUUUUCACUACAACUAUUUGUAUUUGUGUUGCACCACCCCCACCCCCCACCUCGUGUUUCCAUAUUUCUGACAGAUUUAGGAUUUGGAAAUGAGAAAUUAGGAUUCCUGGGAAUUUCCAUUAGCACAAGUUAUCCUAUAAAAACAAUCUUUUUUCUGUGAUAGGGAUAUAAUAUCUAAAAAACUCAUUUAAUAAAUGACAAAUAUUAUGUUUAGUGGUAUUUUCAAAGAACUGUAGCCUUAGCAAAUAUUCAAACACUGGGAAAUGCUAAUGAACAUUAUUGGGUAACAUUGGAAAAUAACAUUCAGAUCUCCUAACAAGGUUAUCAGCAUAAGACAGUAUGAAGUAGAAGACAGAAUCACUGGUCAAAAUUGCCAAUCUAAGGCCUUAUUUUGCUUCUAAAACUUGCUAUGUCUUAGGACACCCCUCAUAAUGGCUUAUAUAAAACAGUGGUAUCAAAAUCAAAUAGAGGGGCAGCUAGGUGGCACUGUGGAUAGAACACCAGCCUUGGAGUCAGGAGGACCUGGUUUCAAACCUGGCCUCAGACACUUGACACUUACUAGCUGUGUGACCCUGGGCAAGUCACUUAACCCCAGUUGCCUCGGAAAAAAAACCAAACAAACAAAAAAAUCAAAUAGAAGCAUAAUGAUUUAGCAAACCACUAAUUGAAAUUAUCUAUGUUGUUGUGAUAUUUUUAUUUACUUUGUUAAAUAUUUCCCAUUAAUCUGAUUUGUAGCCCAGAAGUUUCGCUGGCUGCUUGGGCAAAUGCUCCAGGUUCUUACAUCUCUGAAUUAUGAAGUGUACUAUAGUAUGCUUUAUAUGUGGUAGCAGCAUAUAAAGUAUACUGUGCCUAUAAAUUUAUUAAUAUUUAUUUUAUUUGCAAGAAUGACUCACUACUUGCUAAAGAUGGGGCCACAAACACAUACUUCUGACAGACUGAUUAGAUCAUGACCACUCCUCUCCUACCUUCUCUUCUCUCCAGUUCCUGCCUGGUUCCCAGAAAUGUUGGCCAUAAACUGCGUGUCAGCAUUUCCUGCUCUGGCUUCAACUUGAUAUCAGUUGGUUCCUUCAAACCAAAAACAUCUCUAUAAUGACUGUUAACUGUUGAUUUUUGCAGGGGAUAAAACAGAGAAGUUCAGGCAAAGACAGCCUUAAACGCUGCAGGUUGAACUGUAGAUAAUAGAUCUGCAGUUUCAUGUACUACUCACCCCAAACUUUCUGAACAGUGUUCCCUCACUGGGUAGCUUCAUGUCCUUCCCUCUGUUUUCCAGCUGUCUUUUUAAAGGCAGGUACCUCCAUUCUGCUUGUAUUUGUAUUCCCAGCACUUAGCACGGUGCCUGCCAUACAGUAAGCACUUAAUAAAUUUUGUUGACCUUUUUUAAGCCUUCUACUAAGUAUAUGGAAUUGCCUGUUUUAUUUGGUGUUUAUUAAG
This is a messenger RNA of Dromiciops gliroides (monito del monte), 3818 nucleotides long. RefSeq names its product butyrophilin subfamily 2 member A2 (gene BTN2A2). NCBI's taxonomy places the organism in Eukaryota, Metazoa, Chordata, Mammalia, Microbiotheria, Microbiotheriidae. Gene Ontology annotation, molecular function: signaling receptor binding. The transcript has 7 exons. Gene Ontology annotation, biological process: regulation of cytokine production; T cell receptor signaling pathway. Bases 129 to 1736 code for a protein of 535 amino acids. Gene Ontology annotation, cellular component: external side of plasma membrane. The record is from RefSeq and is a predicted model, not a curated record.